Lepus europaeus (European hare) is the source of this 3437-nucleotide messenger RNA. RefSeq names its product galectin 4 (gene LGALS4). The transcript is spliced from 10 exons. The coding region runs from base 2211 to 3197 and encodes 328 amino acids. Gene Ontology annotation, molecular function: carbohydrate binding. The record is from RefSeq and is a predicted model, not a curated record. Lineage: Eukaryota; Metazoa; Chordata; Mammalia; Lagomorpha; Leporidae.
GCGGGCCCCGCGGGACCAAAGUCCCGUGAGUCCUCACGCUGCCGCUCAGCCUAGCGGCUCUGGUGCUGGAGUCCAGAAAGGCUCCCCUGGCCUCUUUCCUGCAAGUGUUGAGUUUGCGGUUUGCAGGUCCAUGUAUGGUCCCAACCUCCUGGGUUUAUGGGGUUUUUUGUUUGGUUUUGCUUUUUGGAUUGCUUUUUUUUUUUUUAAGAUUUAUUUAUUUUUUAUUUUUUUUUAUUUUUUAUUUUUUUGACAGGCAGAGUGGACAGUGAGAGAGACAGAGAGAAAGGUCUUCCUUUGCCGCUGGUUCACCCUCCAAUGGCCGCCGCGGCUGGCGCGCUGCGACCGGCGCACUGCGCUGAUCCGAUGGCAGGAGCCAGGUGCUUCUCCUGGUCUACCAUGGGGUGCAGGGCCCAAGCACUUGGGCCAUCCUCCACUGCACUCCCUGGCCACAGCAGAGAGCUGGCCUGGAAGAGGGGCAACCGGGACAGGAUCGGUGCCCCAACCGGGACUAGAACCCGGUGUGCCAGCGCCACAAGGCGGAGGAUUAGCCUAGUGAGCCGCGGCGCCGGCUUAUUUCUUUUUUAUUUGAAAGGCAAAGUUACAAAGAGGCUGAGGCAGAGAGACAGGUCUUCCAUCUGCUGGUUCACUCCUCAAAUGGCUGCAACGGCCGGAGCUGGGCAGAUCUGAAGCCAGGAGCCAGGAGCUUCUUCCUGGUCUCCCACGCGGGUGCAGGGACCCAAGGACUUGGGCCAUCUUGUACUGCUUUCCCAGGCCAUAGCAGAGAGCUGGAUCAGAAAUGGAGCAAGGGCUCAUGCUAUAGUGCAGCAGGUAAAGCCCCAGCCUGGGUGCUGAUGCUGUGGCGUAGCAAGUAAAGCCCUGGCCUGAAUCAGUGACAUCCCAUAUGGGUGCUGGUUCGAGUCCCAGCUGUUCCACUUCCAAUCCGGCUCUGCUAUGGCCUGAAAAAGCAAUGGAAGAUGGCCCAAGUCCGUGGGCCCCUGCACCCACGUGGAGACCCAGGAGAACCUCCUAGCCUGGCUCCUGGCUUCAGAUCAGCUCAGCUCUGGCUGCUGUGGUCACUUAACCUGCUAUGCCACAGCACUGGCCCCCCGGGCUUAUGUUAGGGAUGAGUGUAAGAGACUACAUGUUAAUUUGGUGCCUUCUAAAGAGGGAACUGCAAAGAAGUCUCUGAGAAAUGGAAUUGAAAGAUAAGCUCAUUUGUGCACAAAUCAUUUUCAAUCUGUGUGUACAAGUAUGCCAAGUCCUGCUCUGAGUAUGUUAUGUAUGUAUUUAUAUCUGAAAGGUAGAGCAGUAGAGACAGAGAAAGGCAGAUCUUCCAUCUACUGGUUUACACCCCAAAUUUCCACAAGAGCCAGGGCUGGGGCAGGUGGAAGCCAGGAGCCCAGAACUCCAUCCCAGUCUUCCACGGGGGUGGCAAGGACCCAAGGAUUAGCAGGAAACUGGAUCAGAAGCCAAGCAGCCAGGACUCUGUCCCAGGCCCUCUAACAUGGGAUUCAGGUGUCGGAAGCAACAGUGGCUUAAGACCCACUGCACCGCGAUGCCCGCCCACCAGACUCAGCUGCUGCACCAAACACCACCCCCUGAGUAUUUGUUACUCAGUGACUCCCUUCAGGGGUCCUCUGAUGUCGAUACUAUUGCUAUCCCCAUUUUGCGGGUAGGCUCAUGGGCAAAUUGAGGUUAAGGCUCUGACCCAAGACCACACAGCCAGGAAGUAGCAGAGGCAGGAUUGGAACCCAGAACCAUGGCUCUGCCACCGUUCAUACAACACAGUGUAGGGGCAAUGGUCCUUGCACAGGCCCUGUUGGAGUCCAGAACUUCCAGUUCCUCGCUACUUUCACCUGCGUCCACUGCCCACCUGUCCGGGCCACUCCCGCAGCCCUGCCCCGUCCCACCCUCCCUCUGCCAACACCGGGGCAGGGGUUUAUGACGGCGAUAAGGCCCCAGCUGGGCGAAGUCCGCUCCACCCACACUUCCUCUUUGCCAGAGGACCCACCGGGGAGGCUCCUGACAGCCUAGGGCGUGCCCUCCAAGAAGACUUGAGCCUGGGAGUCCCCGAAGAGGGACCCCUCGGACCCUCCCUUGGCAGCCACUCCCUGCCCCUGCUGUAUAAGAGCCGCCUGUCGCCUGCCACCCACCACCAGUUCCCAGUCCUGCGACUUCUCCCAGCACAGCCACCAGCUCAGCCUCUGGAGAUGGCCUUUGUCCCUGCGCCAGGCUACCAGCCCACCUACAACCCGACGCUGCCCUACAAGCAGCCCAUCCCGGGCGGGCUCAGCCUGGGGAUGUCCGUUUACAUCCAAGGAGUGGCCAGCGAGCACAUGAAGAGGUUCUUCGUGAACUUCGUGGUGGGGCAGGACCCGGGGGCAGACGUCGCCUUCCACUUCAAUCCCCGCUUUGACGGCUGGGACAAGGUGGUGUUCAACUCACAGCAGGGCGGCAAGUGGGGCAAUGAGGAGAGGAAGAGGAGCAUGCCCUUCAGCAAGGGCGCCCCCUUCGAGCUGGUCUUCACCGUCUUGGCCGAGCACUACAAGGUGGUGGUGAACGGAAGCCCCUUCUACGAGUUCAAGCACCGGCUGCCCCUGCAGAUGGUCACCCACCUGCACGUGGACGGGGACCUGCGGCUACAGUCCAUCAACUUCCUUGGAGGCCAGCCCACCCCUUACCAGAGACCCAUGACGACCCCAGGUUACUCUGGUCCCGGAUACGGCCAUCCCGGUUAUGGCGCACAGCCGCUGCACAGCCUGCCGAGCAUGGAGGGACCCCCGACCUUCAAUCCGCCAGUGCCGUUCACUGGGAGACUGCAAGGAGGGCUCACAGCCCGAAGGACCAUCAUAGUCAAGGGCUACGUGCCCCCCACAGGCAAGAGUUUUUCCAUCAACUUCAAGGUGGGAUCCUCGGGGGACCUGGCUCUGCACAUUAACCCGCGCAUGGCCGAGGGCGUCGUGGUGCGGAACAGCCGCCUGAACGGCUCAUGGGGCGCCGAGGAGAGGAAGAUGGCCCACAACCCGUUUGGUCCUGGGCAGUACUUUGAUCUGUCCAUUCGCUGUGGUAUGGACCGCUUCAAGGUGUACGCCAAUGGCCAGCACCUCUUCGACUUCGCCCAUCGAUUCCCGGCCUUCCAGAAGGUGGACGUGAUGGAAAUCCAGGGUGACGUCGCCUUGUCCUACGUCCAGAUCUGACCUGUGCCCGAACUACAGCUCUUGGGAAGACAGGAAGUUCCCCUGGCCUCCCUUCCGACCCUGACACAAGGUGUGAGGCUGACUCGGGAGUAGGCAGCACUCCAGUCCCCUCCUUCCUCCCUCAGUUCAAUCCUGCGCCGUCCAUCAUCCACCAGUCACGUGUCCAAACUUCCUCCCACCGGAAUAAACCUCGUUGCUUCCCAGUCUCUGCGCACAACAGCCCAGGAGGUGGGAACUGCU